This is a messenger RNA of Acaromyces ingoldii, 1650 nucleotides long. RefSeq names its product acid protease. Lineage: Eukaryota; Fungi; Basidiomycota; Exobasidiomycetes; Exobasidiales; Cryptobasidiaceae. The transcript is spliced from 6 exons. The record is from RefSeq and is a predicted model, not a curated record. The coding region runs from base 1 to 1650 and encodes 549 amino acids. Gene Ontology annotation, biological process: proteolysis. Gene Ontology annotation, molecular function: aspartic-type endopeptidase activity.
AUGGUGCUGGCCGCUGUGUUGAGUAUUAUGCUAUCCGUACUCGGUUUUCGCACUGGCGUCGACGCCACGGCCCGUUCCGAUCCUCUCUCCUCCGGUCGCGCGUCCAGGCACACCGCCUCGCUCACGCGUGCCACUCAGCAGAACCAGGCGCAGCUGGUCACCAAGCCGAUCGGAGCACUCUUUCCGUACGAGGACCACCGGAGCAACAAGCUAGCACCGCAGGCCAAGGCGUGCCUUUUUCCCGACUUUUCUCGACUCGCCAACGUGGGUGGACACCAUCAGCCCAGACGAUCGCGGCACAAGUCGAGGACGGGCAAAGGGACAAAUCAGCAGCUUCACCGUCGUCUGAUGCAGGUGGACGCGCACGGACACAACCAUGAGACAGAACAGCGCAUGAGGACUGGCACAGGCGUAUCCCACGUUGACAAUACAGAAGCUGACAACGAGUACCUCAUCGAAGUGUGGAUCGGAACGCCCGGCCAGCGGGUGCUCCUACUUCCCGACACAGGCUCUUGGGAGACAUGGGCGUACGGCCCUACGUGCUGCUUUGCGUCGAACCACAGCUUCUUUGACCCGGGAGCAUCAGAGACAUACGCGAACCGGACGGUGAAUCGGGGAACGGGCGAGUCGGUGCGUGUGCCGCGCGGUCAGCCAGGCGAUGAGGUGACGCUCGAGUAUGGCGCAAGGAAUCGUGGCUUGCGUGGCUACGCGGGUUCCGACACCGUGUCGCUGUCGCAGACCACGCCGGACCUGAAGGUCAGACAGGCCACCGUCAUUGUCGCGACAGACAUCGUCAAGGACACCGUUGCGUCACAGCGCAAGCUCGACGGCAUCAUGGGCUUCGCACCGUCGUCCUACGUAACGCCGCGCAUGCGCAGUAGCACCGUCUCGCCCAUGGAGCUUCUCGUACGUGAAGGACACCUGUACCGGCCCUUUCUCAGCCUGACGCUCGUCAAGGCCGACCGAAGGACGGGCGUGGGCCUCGGUGGACGCAUCACCUUUGGCGACGUGGACCUGGCCGCCGUCAUGGGACACCGUGAGGACAGCUUCGAAUGGUUCCCCAGCGAUGCACACGAUUUCUGGGGCGGCUUCCUUGCGGCCGAGGCACCCUUGCUCAUCAAUGGAGAAGCAGUGCAGUGGAAGAUCAACGAGCCCGUCAACUACAUCCUCGAUACAGGCUCAGCACUCAUCUCACUGCCCCGCGAGGCCGCUGCGCUCCUCAAUGGCGCAAUUCCCGGCGCCUUCUUUGUGAAAGAGCUUGGUCGCUGGUCCAUCCCCUGCGCUACAGGCCUCGACGCGCGUGCCGACCGCAAUCCGUCGUCGUCGUCGGAGUCCUCGCCGCCACCACCGCCGCGACCUCCACCAGCCCCGAUUAUCUCUUUCGGCAUCGGCCACACCACCUUUUCGAUCCCCGCCUCGGAUCUUGUCUUCUUUCCAAAAGACCCGCUUCCGCCGAGUCUGACCAGCGGCCGUGAAGGUCUCUGCUUCUCAGCAAUCCAGGGCUUCGAAGAAACAUUCGUAGUGCUAGGCACCGUCUUUCUCCGCUCCUACGCCGUCACGUUCGACUAUGGUCCAGGUGCGCAGCCCGACGGCCCGCGACGCAUCGGCAUCGCUCGGCGCACCGACGUCACCUACCCUUCUCAGACUUAA